GAUAUACAAUGAAGAACAGUUCCUUAGUCAUGAUGCUUGGGAGGAUAAUAGCCGGAGUGCAUGAGAUGGGCCUCCACCUCCUUUUCCACCGCCCCUAAGACUAAGGACUGCCCGUAGUAAGCAUAUAAUACGACGAACGACUCCGGGAGGUUCCCGAGCGAGCCCCAUUGUUUCUGGCGCUCUCUUUGGUCAAUGGGCCUGAGCCAAGACAAAGAAGCUUUCAGACGUGUGUUUCAGCGUGGACGUUGAUCUGCCAAUCGCCGGCGACUUUGGACCUUUCGGUAUGCCUCUGCAUUCACGGCCCAUGCGAUCAUCGGCAUUUUCCACUUUGGUAUCAACAUUCCUGCCAUCUCACUGGAGGGCGUAAGAAUCCUUCGGUAUGCUGCCCCUCCACCGUCAGGUAUGUCCAAGUAUAAAAGACUCCUAGAUUCCCGUCGAGCAUCAUUCUCUCCCAUUAUCAUCAUCAUCAUCAUCCUCAUCAUCUAUAUAACUACCUCUUUCGUUUCCUGAGGUUGGAGAACAAUUUCCUUUUUGUGCGUGACAUCAGUGCAGGCUCACGGUAUCUAACAUCCAAUCAUUCAAUAUCUUGAACAUCAUCUGUCUCUCUUGUAUCCAGAGCAUCACGCCCCUGCAAAGCCGUCAUCAUGAAGCCAGUUUCUUUUGCCAAUGCACUGUAUCUCCUCUUGCCCGUGCUGGCCAGUGCAAUGCCAGCCCCGAUCACAGGACGAGAUAUCCAUUCGAGGGGCACGAGCAUCACAGCCCAGCAAAUCAUAGCCAUCGCACCAGGUGCCGCGCAAUCCUGCGCAAGUCGCGCUGAUAAGAAUGCUCCUACCGAGUGCGCUGAUGCUGAACAAGCGGCCACCAAUAUCGCCAAGUCGUUUGAGAAGUACCAGGUCACCAGCCCGGCUGAGCAGGCGGCGGUGAUUAGUCUGUUGGCUUUGGAGAGCGUCGAGUUCCUAUAUAAUAGAAAUAAAGUUCCUGGUGUAGCAGGACAAGGAACCCGGAAUAUGCAGUCACCGGCCUUCAACUCCAAAUAUGCAGCGUCACUUAACGUAGCCGUAUCCAGCGAUGCGGCUCAGACCCUGGACAAGUUGGUUGAGAAUCUGGAGUGGGAUUUCGGCUCUGGAGCCUGGUUCCUCACCACGCAAUGCUCGGCAGAUGUGCGUAGUGCGUUGCAGGCCGGCUCAGAGGCGGGCUGGCAGCGCUAUAUCACCGAGUGUGUGCAGACUCAAGUGACCGAUCAGCGGAAGGAAUACUGGCAGAAAGCAGUGAAAGCGCUGGGUGUGCAGUCCUCUUGAGUCCAAUUGAUGGGUGUUUUUGAAAACUACACUGCUGGACAGUGUCCUCAGAGCCAUCCCGCACUUCCAGUUUCUCAUGCUUUCCUUUCGCCCUGGGUUGU
Aspergillus pseudonomiae is the source of this 1399-nucleotide messenger RNA. RefSeq lists its product as uncharacterized. The record is from RefSeq and is a predicted model, not a curated record. The coding region runs from base 645 to 1298 and encodes 217 amino acids. Lineage: Eukaryota; Fungi; Ascomycota; Eurotiomycetes; Eurotiales; Aspergillaceae. The transcript has 2 exons.